Rubroshorea leprosula is the source of this 1496-nucleotide messenger RNA. NCBI's taxonomy places the organism in Eukaryota, Viridiplantae, Streptophyta, Magnoliopsida, Malvales, Dipterocarpaceae. The record is from the annotation of a GenBank genome assembly.
GCUGAAUAUAAGACGCCGGCGACGUUUCCUUUCUCUCUGCAUAAACAUGGACCCAGAAGAGGGAAGAGAGAAGGCAGAAGUCACCCUUGAAGAUGAUCCUUCCAACAAAACGAUGGUCCAGAUAGAUCUUCUUCCACAGGAGAUUCUGCUCGACAUUCUAUCAAGACUCCCGAUCACCUCUCUGAUCUACUUCAAGAUCACUUCCCAUGCCGGCUAUAAUUUAAUCGCCGAUCCAAGACUCCCUCCGAUGUUCCGCAAUCGGAUAAGCGACUCAAACCCGUGUCUGAUUCUGUUCAACUACAAUUCCCCUGUGUCCCGGCAACUCUAUUUUUUGGAUAGUAAAGGUUGUGGUAGAAGGGUUAGGAAAAUCGGCGCACCACAGCAUUCAAGAGUUUCUAAUCUGGUGGGUUCUUGUAAUGGGCUGUUAUGCGUAUCCUAUCCUACAGUCGGUGGUUCAUUUGCGACUCACAGUCUGCUAAUUUACAAUCCUUUUGUUAGAGACGCUGUGAGAGUCCCACCAGCGAACCGAUUUCUGAAUCAAAGUGAAGUCUUUGGAUUUGGGUUUCAUCCAAGGACAGGAGAAUUCAAAGUGGUCAGGAUUGUGUACUAUGAGAAGAUCAUGACGGUAGCAUCCCUGGCGGCAGAUGUGGAAGUAGUGGAUGAAGGAUUCGCCCCCGUUUAUGAAUCAAUGAUUCAGGUGUUUACCGUAGGAACAACGGAGUGGAGAAAAAAAGGAGCUCCGCCUCCACAGUUCACGGUUGGACCACCUGAGGCCCUAGUGGAAGGAUCUCUCCAUUGGGUGGUUGUUGUUGAGAUGGGAGGAGGCGGUCCUAUGUUUGGUAUUCUUUCCUUCGACCUUGCAGAUGAGGUGUUCGAGGAAAUUCCGCACCCACCUUGUCAACGACUUAUGUCACAUGGAUACAGUCUUUCCGUGCUCAAUGAGUGUCUAUCGGCUGUUGGAUUAGUUGAAACUGGGCAUUUUGAUAUCUGGGUGAUGAAGCAACACCAUGUCAAGGAAUCUUGGGUAAAACAAUUCUCCUUUGAUCCCUAUUUACCUCGUGGAUGGCCAAUUAAUACUUCAUGCUCAGUUAGCAGACUUCCGAAAAUCAUUUGUGCACUGAAGAAUGGUGAGAUUCUGCUGCAGUAUAACAACAGGUCUCUGGUUUCUCAUGAUCCUGUAGAAAACAGAUUCACGACUCUUCAAAUAAGUGGGUUACCCGAUCAGUUCCAGGCCCUUCCUUUUCUACCAUCUCUUUUCUCAGCAAAAGCAACCAUGAAUUUGCAAUUUUAACUUCCCUUUGUAUGUCAGACUAUACUACUAGUUGUUUUAGUUUCUGUUGAAUCUUUGAUCAUCAAUCAAUCAGAUGAUAAUGUCUAUCUUCUAGUCAAAUGCUUUCUUUUAUUGGUUAAGUUUUAUGAUCAAACCCAAGCCAGGAAAAUCUGACCUCUACCAUGCCUCCUGUGGUGUAAUGAGUUAAUCAAAAUUCAAUGCAUCA